GUCGCUUAUCACCUUCCACAGUCUUUGAUGUCCGUCUGCGAAGUACAGAACACAGGCAGCGAGCGGGUUAUUAGCCACAAAUGGUGGGGGCUGCUUCUCUGUGUUGCAACCAAGCACCGCCUUCAUUUUACACUCACCACAGUCCUCCACGCUACACACACGUAUACACACACACGCGCGCGCACACACACCGUGGAUGAGAGCAAGAAAAGGCUAACAAUGAGUGGUCUGCAUCUGGUCGCCGCCGUUCAUUUGAGAGGGUAGUCGCGGAGGCGUGCGUUCAGCGUGCAGUCCGUAAGAGCUCGACGAACAAUCGCAGAAUGCAUCUGUAUUUCCGAGGACCAUGAAAGCGCUGGGAUUUCGCAGGGUCUCGCAGUUUCCUGGAAAAUAAAUGGACUUCAAGAAGUAGGAUUUCUAGUUGUGGGCCCAUCCUGACCUCGCCUCUGCAGUUCCCCGACCGCCCGGGAUCUGAGGGGGCCCCGCGAUGAAGUCCAUCAUGAAGCAAUGGAAGCAGCUGGUCCUGGUCGGGAUGCUGGCCUGGGUCGUUCUGUUCCUGGCCCUGUUCACCUACUUCAUGGAUGCACGUGCAGACGAGCCCCGCGCCUCCGCUGCGCUGUCCCACACUGAGACCCGCCGCCUUGCCUCCAUCCAGGGCAUCAACCGAGCCAUCAUGGGGUCGCGGCCGGAGGCCACCACCGCUGCUGCCCAGGAUCUGGGCCGUGAGGGCGGGGACAUGGACGGGGGGCCCUAUACCAGCCAGGAGGCAGUCGGUGGAGGGACAUACCUCGACCCCCAGACCCUGGCAGCGUGGUCUGCCUUCGGGAACGAGGUGGUUGACCCGAGGGACCCGAGGGACCCGAGGGGGGUUCGGACCCGAGACAGGGCCGUGGGAAACAUCGCUGGCCAGGAGGAAGAGGAGGAGGGAGAGGAGGAGGACGAACGGGAGGAAGAGGAAGACGAGGGAGGCGCGAGGAAGACGGGCUGGGAUGACGUGGAUGAGCUGGAGGAGUACUACUUCUCCAAAUCCAAGUCGGUGAUCCACGGGCUGUGGAAGGGCGAGGUGUCGGCCAGCAUGCUGAGCCCACGGCUGCAGAAGGCCAUGAAGGAGUACAUGAACGCCAACAAGCACCGCGUGGCCUACGGGGGGCGCCGCAGGGCUCGGCAGAGCGGGAGGGAGGUGCUGUGCGAGCUGAAGAAGCAGGUGCAGGUUCGGGCGCUGGACGGGACCGAGCCGCCCUUCUCCAGGCUCGGCUGGGCAAAGCUGGUCCCUCCGCGGCCCCUGGACCGGCUCUACGGGGAGAGCUUCAGGACCUGUGCCGUGGUCACAUCCGCCGGGGCCAUCCUCAACUCCUCCCUGGGGAAGGAGAUCGAUUCCCAUGAUGCAGUGCUCCGCUUCAAUGCCGCGCCCACAGAGGGUUAUGAGAAUGAUGUUGGGAACAAAACCACCAUUCGCAUAAUCAACUCUCAGAUACUGGCAAACCCCAAACACCAGUUCAACACCAGCUCUCUGUACAAAGAUAUCAUCUUGGUGGCCUGGGAUCCAGCACCAUAUGCUGUAAACCUGCUGAAGUGGUACAAGAGCCCGGACUAUGACCUGUUCACUCCAUACAUGGAGCACCGCCUGCAGCACCCUAAGCAGCCUUUCUACAUCCUGCACCCCAAGUUCAUCUGGCAGCUGUGGGACGUCAUCCAGGGGAACACACAGGAGAACAUCCAGCCCAACCCGCCCUCCUCCGGCUUUAUCGGAAUCAUGCUGAUGAUGGCGCUGUGCGAGGAGGUGCACGUGUACGAGUACAUCCCCUCGCUGCGGCAGACAGACCUGUGCCACUACCACGAGCACUACUACGACGCGGCCUGCACGCUGGGCGCCUACCACCCGCUGCUGUACGAGAAGAUGCUGAUCCAGCGCAUGAACACGGGCCCCGAGCGCGACCUCAAGCGCAAGGGCAAGGUCACGCUGCCGGGGUUCAGCUCCGUCAGCUGUGACCCAUGACCCCCGACCCCGGGAGUCUCGCUGAGGGAGUCCAGAAAACAAUGCGAUAACCGCGUCUGUCCCACCAGAUGGGAGGCGGGUGGGCAGGGGUGGUUUUAUGGGUAGGGGGUGGGUGCGUGUGCACUGUUGACAGGUUGGCACCACACCCACAGUCGUGACCAUUCGAUCCGGUCUGGUUGGUGGUGGUGACCUACCAAGUCCCCCCUCCUUUCAAAAGAAAAUUCACGUGGAAUGAAAAAACAUGGGUCCCCCAACACAGUGAAAUAGCUUGAAGUCAUUUAAUUCUGCGUUCGCUGAGCCUAAAAAAUGUAUACUGCUGGUGAAGAUAGCAAUAGUGCAAACACUGUUAGGGAAGUAUUUGCAAUGUAUCUGGAAAAGGCCAGCUGUACUUUUUAUGAGAUAGUGAGCUGCUUCGUUGAGGCUGACUCCCUUUUUCAGAUACAUUUUGCUUUGAAGAUUCACGCAGAUUUUAUAGGGGAAGGGGGAGCUUAAGAUUUGAGUUGUUUUUCCACACUGAAUGUAACAAAACACUUCUGUAUAGCCACACACUCGGACAUCACCAGACAGAAUUUUGAUAUAUUUUAAGCCAGGUGUCCUCAAAUAGCUGGAUGUACAUGUUUACAUACAGUUAACUUCAUGUUUUAAGAGUUUUGACCAAAUGUUUUCUGUUUGUGAUCAGUGCUACCAUAAGGUCUUGCAAAAAUCAUUAUAAUGUACAUACUCAGUCCUUUGGUUGGUUUUCAUUUCAGUGUGUAGCUAUGAGAAGUCUUAUUUGCAUAAUGUCUGCCAAUGUGCACCAGCUCUUCUUCACAGUGCUUUCAGCAUGUGGUUUUGGGGCCAUACAGACUGCUGGAUUUUUUUUAAAACUCCUUGCAAUAGUAAUGCUUCUGUUUUGUGUUGUCAGAAGAGUCCUAAGAGGUCAUUGGUCCCUAGACAGUCAGGUGAUCUGACUGAGGCAGCCAAUCGGAUGAAUUUGCUGUUGAGUAUUACUGUAUGUGGGGCUUUUGUGUCUAAAAAAAAUGUCAUGUUCAUUUUGGAAUGUCCCCCUGUGCCCUGUGAAGGGCGCUGAGGAUGGUUCUUGAAAAUCAAAUCUUUUUAAUGAUCUUUAAAGCAUGUAGCUAAAAUUGUGAAUUUCUUAGGGCACAAGUAGGUACAUAUUUGGUACUUGAUAUGUCCAACCGAUAGUAUAUAAGACUGUGACUUUCUUUAAUUUCAUAGACAACCCUCAGUAUGCAAAUUCAGCCCUUCUGUGAGUCGUGAGUGUAUGUCUGAUUCAGAGAGGAAAGACACAGCCCUGAGUCUCCCUGAAAGCUCUGGCAUGUUGUACAUAGUUAGGUUCUGAACCAUGUUAGGGUGUAUGAAUUUGCAGUUAAGAUGAGAUGCUUGUGCUUGUAUUUCAGCAGUAACAAAAAUGUUGCAUGGCACUCGGGCAGACAGUAGGAACUGGUGUUUGGUAUAAUAAUAUAUUGUUCUACCCUUUGGAGAGGUGCAUUUUCAGGCUGUGCCCUGCUGAUUUUCAGCCAUGUUUUUGGCAAAUGGGAGGGGUGAACUGCAUGAUGGGCGGCGUGUCGAGAGCCAAUGAAUUGGACCUGUUUUGAAAAGAAAAAGGAUCUUUGAUUGGUUUACGUCAGAUGGCAUGCAGUAGCUCCACCCUAUUGUGGGGUUUGUGAAGCCCUCCCUCUCCAAUCAGGACUAUACUUCCCACUCCUGCACCUUGGUUUUGCCAAGAGGUCAUACUUUUAAAAACAGGAAUUCUACAGCAUGAGCCAAGGGUGACAUUUUUGUUCAUUUUUUUCCACUGCAACUUGACCAUAUUUUGGUUCACAUUCUUGAAAUAUGGCACCAACAUGCCUUUCCACACGGGCAUUAUGGACACCGGGAAGCAACAGGAAGGAUGCAACACUAUGAGGACUGUGCUUGAGUUUGGAUCAGACUCACUGGACGUUUGUGAGAUUGAUAAGUUUGUAAAACUGGAUGUUAAAGUUUUGAGUGUCUUGUUCCCUCUUUCCUCAGCUCUCGGGGUAGGGUCCCUUAAAAAGAUGUUCUGUGGGAUGACUGGAAUGACUGGCAAAUUAGCCAUAUCCUGCAUAGAACAUUUUUUGUAAGGGAAUAUCCACCUACACUGACUUACCCACCCCUCUCUCUCUCUCUCUCUCUCUCUCUCUCUCUGGUCUUUAUAAUCCUCCAGAAUUUAUCUGUACUGAGCCUUUAUUCUUGCAAGCUUUAUGAUGUCACUUCCUGUCACACAUCCAUUCCUCGAUGUUGUAACGGCCAAGACAAGCCCACUAGUUUGACAGUGAAGGUUUGACUUAUUUUUUUCUGCAGUGUGAGAUAUGCAGUGUUACGGCGCAUUAAUUUAAAAUUAUGCAGUAGUGAAGAUGUUGCAGAUCCACAGGGAAAUGGGGGCAACUGUGUCAAGAGUGACAAGCUGAAUGUUUUGUUAUCAUUUAUAAACCUUUUAAUGAGAUGAGAGAGAAACUGAACAGACCUUUCUUUUGGAAGAUCAAAUCAGACAUGUUUUUAACAGAAAUGAAGGGGCCUGCACAAGUGUGAAUUUUAACCUUUAUUUAUACUAGAUAUUUCAGACAUCAGUUUGGUGAUGGAGGAAUUAUUCAUCCUAACAUGUGUUCGUACAUGUAGGGUAUUCAGACUGAGAAAACAGCAGGCUGCACAAAAGAAAAUGGAUAUACACACAAAAAUCAAACCAUGUCAGUGUGUGUACUUUUUUGCGGUCCCGUCUUAGAAAUUCAGCCGGACCAUUCCCUUUUCCUCUUUAAUGUAAGACUUGUAAACUGUAAUUGUGAUAAUUGAUUGUCUCGCAAGUUAGGUGCAGCACAAUCUAGCAUUUUUCUCAGUGUUUUAUGUAAAUUACACACACUGUGCUGGUCAGGGCAUCAUUUUUUCCUGCUUACCAGCGCUCAGUUAGUGCAAUUUCAGGAUCGAUUGUCAGUCAAAAAUAUGUACUGGUCUGAUGCUCAUUUUUCAACGAAACCACACUGUAAAUAAACCACAUCUCCCUCGCUAGUGUUUGCUUAGGGAAGUCAGGGAGUCUGGAAUACAAUGCAAUGGCAAAUUGUUUUUAAAAGCACUUAGGAAAAUUUCAAGGCCUUUUGCUAUGAUGGUAGAAUCUUGAUACUGUGCCAAAUCUGUUUUUUUUUGGUAGGUGCUUUUGUGUUGUAGUACUGGUUAAAGGAGACCUAGGCUCCUCGAAGUGUUGGAAAUACAGAUUUCUCCACCAGAUACAUGUCUUUUGUACUGUAAAACUGGCAAACACACCUUUGCUUGGUGCAUGACACAAUGCACCGUUCAUUUAGUGAUGUUCACUACCUGAUUUUUUUUGUCUUAUGUAUAAUGAAUUUGGUGCACUAAAGAGACAGCUUUUGAAAUGUUACACUCGAAUCAAUUUUACUAUCUGUGCACGUUCAUACUGCCUUAAAUAUUGGCAAGUAUAAGGGUAGAUAAAUUAUAGUACUAAAGGAGACUAUUCAAU
This is a messenger RNA of Megalops cyprinoides (Indo-Pacific tarpon), 5483 nucleotides long. It is a transcript of the gene st6gal2a, whose product is annotated as ST6 beta-galactosamide alpha-2,6-sialyltranferase 2a. NCBI's taxonomy places the organism in Eukaryota, Metazoa, Chordata, Actinopteri, Elopiformes, Megalopidae. Bases 485 to 1993 code for a protein of 502 amino acids. The transcript has 7 exons. Gene Ontology annotation, molecular function: sialyltransferase activity. The record is from RefSeq and is a predicted model, not a curated record.